Messenger RNA from Chelonoidis abingdonii (Abingdon island giant tortoise), 1410 nucleotides. The record is from RefSeq and is a predicted model, not a curated record. Lineage: Eukaryota; Metazoa; Chordata; Testudines; Testudinidae.
GCAAUCCAAAGGAAACAGCACAUUUUACCCCUGCUACAGCCCAUCCACGAGAACACGGAUGGAGAAAAUAAGUGCUGGCUGCUUUAGCGAGCAAAUGACUUCUUCCCUAUCCAGUGUUUUUCUGAAGAGAGACCACAUGAGAGAUCUCAGAAGAUACCUGGUACUCAAAUAUAUUCAGUACUUAGUCCUGCCUUCUUCAAAUACUCUCAUUGCUCUUUUGGGACUUUUAGGCAGUCUGUAUACAAUACUCAUUCUGAAGUCUCCAAGCAUAUCAUACAAGUCCACUGCUGUUUUUAUUUCAUACAUAGCAAAAGCAGACAUACUGUUUUUUGUUAGCAUUGUUUCCAAGAUGAUCAUGGAGCCAUUUGAUGUUAAAAUCGUAUCUGCAGCCUUUACAACAGCCCUGUGGCAGAAUUUCCUGACUGCAAAUACACAUAUUUGCUGCCUGCUGCUAACCUGUGUUACUUUUGAGGCCCUUUUGAUAAGCAUAUUUUCAGUAGAAUCACGCCAUAUAAGGACUGUGAAAUACGCCAGACAGACAUCUAAUAUGAUCUACACUGUAGUAAUUGCAGAAUGCAUCAUUUUCCAGAUGGAGGACUUCCAGGAACCUUUUGGCCUCAACAGUCAAUAUAUUUUGUUGCUUCACUUCUGUUACAGAGCAUCGUCUCUUCUCAGGUCUCUUAGUUAUUUCAUAGGCUUGUCUUUAAGGAUAAUCAAUGUAUAUAUUUACUACAAAAUAUUUUUUAAUGUGUCUAACAGGUCUAGACUAAAGACAAAGUAAUGUACUUCCUAGAAGAAACAAGUACUCUAUAGCCAAAUAUAGACAAUAUGGAAAAUGCUCUUUUAAAAGUGAUGGGGUUUGAAUUACAUAAACAUAAGCCAGGCAAUCCAGGAUCAUUGUUUUAUGACUAGGUAUUUAAGUUUGUCAUGCUGAGCUGAUAAAUGAUGAUAUGUGUCAAAGAGCUGAGGAAAAGCAAAACUAACUGGAGGAUGCUGUCAGCUUCAGCAUAAGAUUAACUUGCUUGGAAAGGCGAGGACUGAGCCAUAAAGUUAGUGAUUUUAUAGAUGUGACAAAUGUAUUACCAAUUUAAAAUGGGUUUAAGAAAUUAAGCAAUCUGGAUAUCAUUAUUCAUAUUAAAACAAUGCUUAUGGACUGAAUCAGGGAUACAGGCCGCAUUGUGCCAACUGCUAUAAAAAUUUGUAGCAAAGAGCCAGUCCAUGCUGCAAAGAGCUCACAGUUCAAGUUAAUCAUGACACUCAACAGGUAGACAAGCUGCGUUCAUGCAGUAGCUUGCCACCUGCCUAGCCAUUAUCAACAUGCAGAGUUCUGCAAGCAGCUCACACCUGCUGUGAUAUCAUGCCAUAGCACACUACUUGCAGUUACUUUUAUAUAGUUACUUCAGCGCAUUA